Messenger RNA from Striga hermonthica, 774 nucleotides. Lineage: Eukaryota; Viridiplantae; Streptophyta; Magnoliopsida; Lamiales; Orobanchaceae. The record is from the annotation of a GenBank genome assembly.
AUGGCUCCAUCUUUGUACUGGUGGGCAAAGGAAGCCCACCGGGGCACACCCGUGGUGGUGAAAAUGGAGAACCCCAACAACUGGUCCAUGGUGGAGCUGGAGUCGCCGUCGUACGAGGAUUUCAUGUACACAAAUGACGCGGCCCCAAAGGGCGGCCGGAACAGGAACGCCAAGCAGCUCACAUGGGUCAUCCUCCUCAAGGCCCACCGCGCCGCCGGCUGCCUCGCCUCCAUUGCCGCCGCCUCGAUCUCCCUCGCCGCCGCCGUCCGCCGCCGAGUCGCCUCUGGUCGAACGGACUCCUCCGACUCGCCGGCGGCGGAGAACCCCGCCGUGAAGUCCAGAUUCUAUGCUUGCAUCAAGAUCGCUCUCUGGCUGUCCCUGCUCCUGCUGGGAUUCGAAACUGCGGCGUAUUUCAGGGGAUGGCGCUUUGGGACCCAUGAUUUUCAGCUCGACCGGUUUUAUGCUUUGGCCCAUAGUUUUGCGGUUAGGGACGUGUUUGGCUUGCUCUAUUCCAAGUGGGUUCUGAUCAGGGUGGAGUAUCUUGCUCCUCCUCUUCAGUUGCUAACCAAUGUGUGUGUAUUGCUAUUCCUAAUCCAGAGUCUGGAUAGGCUAAUCCUGUGUUUGGGUUGUUUCUGGAUUAAAAUCCGGAAUAUCAAGCCGGUUGCCAAACAGGGCCUUACCGAUCUCGAGUCUGGAGAUGGAGAUGGCUAUUUCCCCAUGGUUUUAGUUCAGAUUCCCAUGUGCAACGAGAAAGAGAGACCCCGGUUGACCUGA